UUGAAGGUUGGUUUCUGCCGCACGACUGGUUCGUCGACAGCUUCUAUUUAAUCCCUAUCAAACAAAACUUGUACACCAUGUCGAAGAGAGCCGCCGACGUUUCCGAUGAGCAAUCCGCCGCUCUUAAGGCAGGAGAGCGCCCGAUGACCGAAGCCCCUCCAGACGAGGUGGGGGAAUUCGAGGACGAGUUCGAGGACGAAUUCGAGAGCGAAGAUGAGAUCCUCGAGGCCGGUGUGGACGGCCGUCCUGAUGCGGAGCGGGAAGAGGAAGAAAAGGAUGCGAUGGAGGUCGACCAGCAGACUUUCAUUCCCGGAAGAACGAAACUCGCUCCCGGAGAGGUGCUUUCGCCAGACCCUUCUACGUAUAAUAUGCUACACACCCUCACAACACCCUGGCCCUGUCUUUCCUUCGAUAUUGUCCGCGAUAAUCUGGGCGACAACCGCAAGACUUUCCCCGCGACCGUCUACGCAGUAACUGGUACACAGGCAGAGGGACGUCGAUCAAAGGAAAACGAGCUCAUGGUCCUGAAGAUGAGUGGAUUGAGCAAGAUGGAGAAGGAGAAUGAUACCGACUCGGAGAGUGACUCGGAUGACGAUGACGACAUGGGAGAACCUAUUCUCGAGCACAAGAGUAUCCCCUUGGGAUCGACAACCAACCGGAUCCGUUGCCAUCAAACCCCCUCGUCCUCUGGAGAUUAUUCCAAGCCUCCACAAACCCUCACUGCUACCAUGCUGGAAAACUCGCAGGUGGUCAUCCACGACGUCACCCCUCAUCUGACGAGCUUCGAUGUUCCCGGCACCGUUCUCCCUCCUUCCGCCUCGAAACCUCUCUCUACUCUUCGCAUGCACAAAUCCGAGGGUUACGCACUGGAUUGGUCUCCUCUGCAACCACUGGGCAAAUUGUUGACCGGUGACAACGAUGGUUUGAUCUACGUUACGACGCGCACCGAAGGUGGCGGUUGGGUUACUGAUACGCGGCCCUUCACUGGACACGCUUCGUCGGUCGAAGAACUGCAAUGGUCUCCUAAUGAGCGGAAUGUCUUCGCUUCCGCUAGCAGUGACGGUAGUGUGAAGGUGUGGGAUGUCCGGUCUAAGUCCCGCAAGCCCGCUGUGGAUGUGAAGGUUUCCAACACGGACGUUAAUGUCAUGACAUGGUCGAACCAGACGUUCCACCUUCUCGCUACUGGUGCCGACGAUGGCCAAUGGGGCGUCUGGGAUCUGAGACACUGGAAGCCGAAUGCCUCGGCGCCGUCAUCCCAGAUCACCGCAUCACCUGUCGCCGCCUUCGACUUCCACAAGGAGCCUGUCACCAGUAUCGAAUGGCACCCCACCGAUGACAGUGUGGUGGCCGUUGGUUCGGCCGACAACACCGUAACUCUGUGGGAUUUGGCCGUCGAACUUGAUGAGGAGGAGAGCCGGGAAGCCGGUCUGGCAGACAUUCCGCCUCAAUUGUUGUUUGUGCAUUACAUGGAGUCGGUCAAGGAAAUCCACUGGCAGGCCCAGAUGCCCGGUACUAUCAUGGCUACUGGCGCUGCUGGAUUCGGAGUAUUCAAGACGAUCAGUGUUUAAAAAGAUAAAAGUGCGAUUCCGAGAUAUACGCCCCACGACUUGCCGUUCUCAUACCUUUUAUACCAUUUGUUUGAUGGAAGUUCAUUUAAAGUUCUCAGGGAAAUAGAAGUCAAUGAAUCUGAUGACAUUGUGAUAUUAUGCAAGACAUGACCGCACAAAUCAUGGGUGAUGAUGACUACUAGUGUAUUGAGUCGGGAGCCUGAUUCGGUUUUGAGCGACAGUUUUAGUGUUGUGCUCAGGGCGCCUCGUGACGAUCCGUAUGUCGGCAAAUGAUUGUCAAAUGCCGUCGGGGUGUAAGCGAGCAGGUGACCAGUCCUGAUUUGUCGUAGAUUGACCCAGCUAAUGCGAGAUGCAUACACACUGUGGCAAGGAAAACGAAAUUCUUAUAGAAGUCAAAAUUGUCUAUGGAUGCUCCUUUUGCGACGUGAAAGCAUGCAGCAGAGAGAC
Molecule: messenger RNA, 2015 nt
Organism: Aspergillus caelatus
Lineage: Eukaryota; Fungi; Ascomycota; Eurotiomycetes; Eurotiales; Aspergillaceae
Product: ribosome biosynthesis protein RRB1
Exons: 3
Coding region: 78-1568 (496 amino acids)
Molecular function (GO): protein binding
Source: RefSeq, a predicted model, not a curated record